CUCCAUUCCUUUUUGUUCUUCCCAUUUCCUUUUUUAGCAUUUCUUUUUGUUCUUCCCCUACUGAAUCUUUACUAUUUUUGGCCAUAGUUUUUUUACCAAUUUACCCUAAGAUUCCCCACUAUUUACAAAAAAUACCCUAAGAUUCUACCCUUUCCCACCCACUUUUACCCCACCCACCUUAUUUAAUUAAUUAACCUAACCCUACCCCCCCCUCCCUUUAUUACCCGUCCCUAUCUCACAAUCCCUCCCUCACCUCUCAUUCUGAUUUCUCUCUCUCACCUCUUCGGAUCUCUCUCUCUCUCUUAUUUCACUCUCUCUCUCUCUUAAAAUUCCUCCCCUGUUCUUGAGAAAACCCUAGGUUUUCCGCCUCUGAUCUGGGUUUUCCUCUCCAAAUCUCGCAAAUCUGAAACGUUUUCGCAGAAAAACGUUCAUAAAAAUUACUCGGAAUCAUUUUCCGAUCAGAUCCCCUCUAUUUUUGUCCCCUUUUUGGUCCCUAAUCGUCGCUGAUCUCUGUUUUUCUGGUACUUUAUGGGUUCUUCUUUGUCUAGAACUCGAGGUGAUUCUGGGGUGGGAACUUCUGGUCAAAGAAUCCCCGAUUCCAACUGUGAUUGGGGAUCCAAGUGCAACUGUCCCAAUAACGAGCAUUCCUACUCCGCCGAAUAUAAAAACAAUCUGUAUUUGGCCCAAAAAGAAAAUACGAGUACUCGAAACUAUUUGGAAGAAUGGUUUCGGAAGAGGGAAGUGGAGCCAGGAGAGGAGGUUGAGUCAAAAUAUGACGAUCGGAAACCCACUCCCUCAGAUCUGCGUUUUUUCGGUGAAGGAGAUUCCGAUGAGGAACCAAGUGGGUCUGAUUCAUUUGAUCUGGUGUAUGUUGGAGAGUGUGAAAAUGAGAAUGGUGAUGCUGUUGGGUCUCCAGGACAACUUUCAUCUGGUUAUCCCUCCUCAAAGAAAGGAGAAAAGGGAAAAAAAUCGGCUUCAGCAUCUGAUGAUGCUUAGAUAAGUCUGUCUCCUUUCUCCCUUUUUUCAUUUUAUUGAAUGCUGGCUAGCUGUGGAGUCAUAAGGUGGAUGCCAACAACUGUGAUCUGUUGUUGGCCAGGGGUGUUGUUGUUUGGAUGAUGAUGUUGUGAUUAGUUGUAUGGAUGUUGAUGUUAGAUAAUGAUGUUAUGAUAUUGAUAUUGAUAAUGAUGAUUGGAUGAUGGUGUUUCCAUAUGGUUAUGAAAUUUUGUGGAAUGUUGUCUGUGUGAUGAACAUGAUUUGAUGGCUUAAUGUCCCCUGUUUUAUGGUAUGUUUUGUGUAUGAUAAAUAUGAUGCUUUGGUGAGUUUGAGAUUUGUUCAGUAUAACUAUGUUUUGGAUUAGUAAAGGCAUGAAAUGAAUAUAAUUUGGGGAUAGGGUUUGAGUUAUUUCAGUCCUCUCAGUGUGGCCUGGUGUUGAAUGCUUAAUGUCCAAGCAUGUCCCUUUAGGAUACAAUAAUGUCCCUUCAUUUAUUGUGAUCGAUGAUGAGUCUUUUUUUUGCUGAGGAACAAGUCCAACUAACCACAAAUGCUCGUGCUGCCAUUAGUAUCAGUAAUGAUAUUUCUCGGGCGCUAAGUGUUUGUGGUUUGGAGUUGUUUUAAUGAUGCUUGGGGACAUUCUGAGAUCAAUAUUAGGAGGUUUGUGAUCUUCAAUGAUGUGAUUGUUGAUAUUCUGAGAUCUUUGUUUUGAUAAUUGUCCUUUAACUUCUUUUGUCGAACGGAGUGAAUGUCAUUUCACACAAUGGAAUGUGAAUAUCAAUCAUUCCGUUCGGCAGAAGAAUGUUAAAGAUAUGAUAGUAUUGAAACUACUUGAUCAAUGAUGUGUGUCAAUAUGUCUGAGAAAUGAAACCCUACAUGUUAAUGAUCUGUUUAAUGCUUCAUGUCCCAUGAAUCAGUGGAGGUCUGUGAUGAGUCUUUCAUUUGAUGAGGUUCAAACCCUAUGUUUUUAUCAGUUCAUGGUGAUCUGAUGCAUUGUUGAUUGUUAUUGUUAUGCUUGAUCUGUGAUGAGUCUUUCAUUUGCUGAGACUCAAACCCAAUGUUCCAAUAACACUUGUGCACCAUUAGCAUCAUUGAUGCUCUUCCGGAGCUAAGUGUUAGGGGAUAGGGUUUGUGUCAAUGAUGCUUGGGGACAUUCUGA
Molecule: messenger RNA, 2149 nt
Organism: Spinacia oleracea (spinach)
Lineage: Eukaryota; Viridiplantae; Streptophyta; Magnoliopsida; Caryophyllales; Amaranthaceae
Exons: 2
Coding region: 529-996 (155 amino acids)
Source: RefSeq, a predicted model, not a curated record